AAAAUCCAACCCAUCUUCUCAGUAUAUCAUUCGAUUAGGGUUUCCUCGCCUUCCUAGGGUUUUCAUUUUGUCGGAGGCUCAGCUCAGCCAAGCUAGAGAGAGAUAGAGAGAGAGCUCCGUCGUCUCUCCACCGUACUGCAAAUAUGGGUAUCUCACGAGACUCGAUGCACAAGAGGCGUGCAACUGGAGGGAAGAAGAAGGCCUGGAGGAAGAAGAGAAAGUAUGAGCUUGGUCGUCAGCCUGCAAAUACUAAGCUCUCGAGCAACAAGACAGUGAGAAGAAUCCGUGUGAGAGGCGGCAAUGUGAAGUGGAGGGCCCUCAGAUUGGACACUGGGAAUUUCUCUUGGGGUAGUGAAGCUGUUACCCGUAAAACACGUAUCCUUGAUGUGGUGUACAAUGCUUCAAACAAUGAGCUUGUCAGGACGCAAACAUUGGUGAAAAGUGCAAUUAUUCAAGUGGAUGCUGCUCCAUUCAAGCAGUGGUACCUUCAGCACUAUGGCAUUGAGAUUGGUAGGAAGAAGAAGGCAGCUGCUAAGAAGGAAACCCCAGAGGAAGAAGUGGCUGCAGAGGAAACAAAGAAGAGCAAACAUGUCCUCAGGAAGCUUGAGAAGCGCCAGGAAGGUUGGAAACUUGAUGGCCACAUUGAAGAGCAGUUUGGUGGUGGUAGGUUGCUGGCCUGCAUCUCUUCCCGACCAGGUCAAUGUGGGAGAGCAGACGGGUAUAUCUUGGAGGGAAAGGAACUGGAAUUCUAUAUGAAGAAGAUUCAGAGGAAGAAAGGCAGCAAAGCUGCUGCUGCUUAAUCGGUGCUCUCUAACUGGGCACUUCUUUUGGGUUUGCUUUGUUGAAUUCCUUUCUUGCUUAUGGACCAAAUGGCUUGUUAUUGACUUUUAUUCUAGCUAGUGAUGAGAUGAUUUUACCUUGCUGUGUUGUGCUAGGAAGUUUUGACCUAAAAUAUAACAUGUUAUAAUGAUUUUUCUUCUUUAGCCCCAAAAUUCCAUUCA
Camellia sinensis is the source of this 1001-nucleotide messenger RNA. RefSeq names its product small ribosomal subunit protein eS8. Gene Ontology annotation, cellular component: ribosome. Gene Ontology annotation, molecular function: structural constituent of ribosome. The record is from RefSeq and is a predicted model, not a curated record. Gene Ontology annotation, biological process: translation. Lineage: Eukaryota; Viridiplantae; Streptophyta; Magnoliopsida; Ericales; Theaceae.